Messenger RNA from Hibiscus syriacus, 1375 nucleotides. Its product is annotated as protein COFACTOR ASSEMBLY OF COMPLEX C SUBUNIT B CCB4, chloroplastic. The transcript has 10 exons. The coding region runs from base 23 to 1006 and encodes 327 amino acids. Gene Ontology annotation, cellular component: chloroplast. Lineage: Eukaryota; Viridiplantae; Streptophyta; Magnoliopsida; Malvales; Malvaceae. The record is from RefSeq and is a predicted model, not a curated record. Gene Ontology annotation, biological process: cytochrome b6f complex assembly.
GAAAAAACUGUCGUCCUCACGGAUGACAAGUGGAACGAAUCAGAUACAGUCAUCGGUGUGUGGGAUUGAUGAUGAUAAGAUUCAUCUCUGCAAUUAUGUUAGUCUUUUUGUAAAUUUAAAGUCAUUGGAAGCGGUAAGUAUGCUCCACAUCGGCAUUCCAUGCACCUCCGUGCUCCCGCCUCCUCCUCCUCCUCGUGCUCCUAAUUUCCGGCGCUUUAUUUGGGCUUCUUCUAUUCAGCGGAAGGGAAGCUACAAAGGACCAAAGCCUGGUAGGGAUUGGAUCGCCGAUUGGGUCUCCAAGAACGACGACGCCGUUCGGAGUUUGCCAAUCUACGUCGGAGGAGCCUCUUUGUUAGCCAUUCUAUUUAACCGUGCCAUCUCGGGGAUUGCUCCCGUUGCCGAUGCCAGCAGUUCACAGUCAAGAGCGGAUCUAUUGACACUUGGGCUGGCUGUGACCAAUGUAUUAACUGGAUUAGUAUGGUUAUCAAUCCGACCAAAAUCUAUCAUUCCGGUAGAACCACAAGGAGUGGAACGUCAAGUAAUUUAUUCUCACCUUCCUGAAUCGGUUGUUUCUGAGAUACAUUGGGCAUGGGAGUCUCUUUCCACUGUAACAUGCUGCAGGUCUCUAGUUAUUGUUUAUGACUUCCAGUGUAUUGCUCAAAUUGGUGUGGCUGCUAAAUCACUGAAUGAUAAUGAACCUAUCACAGUGGAUGCUGCUAAACUGAUGCAGGGUUCACUAUGUCAAGGUGUUUUGAAGUCUGGAGCGCAGAGCUACCUGGCCAAUCUGUCUCUUUACCCCGGAAGGACUGAGCUGCCAUUUCUGCCUUCAAAUACCCAGGCAGUGAUUUUGCAACCAUUGGGAGAUAGAGGCAUUGCGAUUCUUGGCGGGGACACAAUUAGGGGUUUUACAACUUCUGACCAGGCAUGGAUUAGUUACAUGGGAGAGAAAUUGGAUGCCACGCUUGCAAAAUACUCGAGUGACAUGCCAUUAGUGGUGCAAGAGUGAGUUUGAAGUAAAUCAAGCUUUGAGCAUUGAUCUGCUGUUCAUAUUAUCUUCUGCAGACUUUGUUUAAGAUGUUUUGCUUCCCCAGGCAGCGAUGUUUCUUGAAGCCAAGUGUAGAGGAUAUCCAGACGCAGGGCCAUGCACGCUGCCAUUUGGAAAAAAAAAACAUAUGCUAACUUGGCAUUCCCGUAAAACCUGCAAUGAUAUGCUUUCGGCUGUAGAGAAUGUGCCAGUAGGCUGUGAGUGAAUACUGAGUAUAUCCUCUGCUUAUCUCUGUUGAUCAUAUUCUUCAUUUUUGGUAGUACGCUCAUUUUACAUCUGUGUCUGACUCAUAUCCGGACAUAGUUACAGGAAUAUCUCUCCAAAUGUAUU